UCUGAGUUUUAGGUGUCUCACUCACAAGAGCGCGCACUCAUGACAAGUGCGCGCCAUCACCACAACUCAUGAUGGUUCAGCGCGACGUCCUUUUGCAGGCCACCCGAAUUCUCCUCUUCCUCCUCCUCCUCUUUUUCGCCACCUCGCACGGUGAAUCAGAUAGCAAUGUCCUCCUCAAGUUCAAAGCCUCCCUUGAAAACACAGCCGCCCUGGCCAAUUGGACCGCCUCCAAGCCCCCAUGCAGCGGUUGGAAAGGCGUCUUGUGCGACCGUGGCCAAGUGUGGGGCCUGAAGCUCGAGAAUAUGGGCUUGCAUGGCGUGAUCGACGUUGAAACCCUAGCCAAAUUGCCCACUUUGAGAAGUGUGAGCUUCAUGAACAAUGAUUUCAGGGGCUCCGUGCCCAACCUCACGCACCAUAGCGCGCUAAAGACCGUCUUUCUGUCUAACAACAAGUUUUCUGGUGAGAUCCCGAACAAUGCCUUCUAUGGGAUGCGGUCGUUGAAGAAGCUUCACUUGGCUAACAACAAGUUCUCCGGCCCAAUACCGGCUACGUUGGCAAAGGUGCCUAGGUUAGUAGAAUUGGCGCUAGAAGACAAUGAGUUUGAAGGAGAAAUACCCAAUUUCCAGCAGAAAGGAUUGAUAAAAUUCAAUGUAUCAAAUAAUAGAUUGGCUGGCCAAAUCCCUCAAGGCCUCAGCCGUCUACAUGCUUCCUCGUUUUCUGGAAACAAAGAGCUGUGUGGAGCGCCGCUUGAAUCAUGCUCCGCAAACAACGACGAGAGCUUCCAGCGCCUUUUCUCAGGUGUCGGGGCAGCCCUCGUAUCCCUUUUAGGAGUUUGCAUCUUCCUUAUGUGUCACAAGAAACAGCAAGGAGGCAGCCCGGAGUUGAACCGAAUGGAAAGAGGCAUCGGAAGUGCAUCGCCCGAAGGCGGGAAGCCAAGCGGGAGGCUGCUGACUUUCCUGAAAGAAGAUACGGAGAGGUUCGACAUGCAGGAGCUGCUGAAGUCGUCGGCCGAGAUUCUAUGCAGCAGCGUGUUCGGAUCGACAUACAAAGCGGGGCUCAAGGGGAAGAAGAUGACUGUCAAGAGAUUCAAGCACAUGAACCAAGUGAGCAAGGAAGAUUUCAACGAGCACAUGAGGAGGCUCGGUCGCAUCAACCAUCGCAAUGUGCACUCUAUUCUCGCCUUCUACUACAAGAAGGAGGAGAAGCUCUUCGUAGCCGACUUUGUCCACAACGGUAGUCUCGCCGCUCCAAGACACGGAAAUCAAUCACUGGAGUGGAGGACGCGGCUGAAAAUCGUGAAAGGGGUGGCGAAAGGGCUUCUCUACCUGCACAACGAGCUACCCAGCCUCUCUCCGGCACACGGCCACCUCAAGGCAUCCAACGUGCUCCUCGACGCCGACUUCAACCCCGUCCUCACCGACUACAGCUUAAUCCCCAUCCUCAACAAAGACCAUGCAAAACACCACAUGAUCGCCUACAAGUCGCCUGAGUACAAGGAAACCGGCAAACUCACCAAGAAAACCGACGUCUGGUGCUUCGGACAUUUGAUUCUCGAAAUCCUCACCGGGAGACCCUCCACCAUAGACCAACAGCCUGAUGUCAACCUCGCCACCUGGCUGGAAACCUCCGGCAGUGGUGCAUCGGUGUUUGAUCAGGAUAUGGCCGUCACGGGUGACAUGAUGAAGCUGUUGAAAAUAGGGUUGAGCUGCUGCCAGGCCAGAGUUGAGAGGCGGCCAGAGAUUAAAGAGGUGGUGGAGAUGGUGGAGGAGAUCAAAGACAAGGAAUUUGAUGAUGAUCUCGUAUCAUCAUACGCCAGCGAAAGUGACAUGCGACCAUCAAGAGGAUUAUCUCAGGAUUUCAAAUCCAUCAAUUUAUAGAUCACUAAAUUUACUUACAUUGAUAGAUAUUCUCAUUUGCUCUUGUAAUAUUUAUCGAUGCUUAAAUUUUUGAUCUAGUGAUUGAUUUGUAUUCUUAACUGGGAAAAUCUGUUUGGAAAUGAUGU
Molecule: messenger RNA, 2002 nt
Organism: Salvia splendens (bonfire salvia)
Lineage: Eukaryota; Viridiplantae; Streptophyta; Magnoliopsida; Lamiales; Lamiaceae
Product: pollen receptor-like kinase 1
Exons: 3
Coding region: 69-1877 (602 amino acids)
Biological process (GO): protein phosphorylation
Molecular function (GO): protein kinase activity; protein binding; ATP binding
Source: RefSeq, a predicted model, not a curated record